GAAGUCAGAAACGAAUUGCCAAAGUGUCUCCACAGACGAUUGCCCCAAAGUGAGAGAUCGGAUCAGCCCAAAGCAGCCAACAUGAGCAUACCCAACGAGUACAUAGCGAAAACGGAGGAUGUGGCGGAACAGGUCAUCAAGCGCGGCAAAAAUGUGCUGCCCACGGUGGCCCGUUUGUGCCUCAUCGCCACGUUCUUCGAGGACGGCCUGCGCAUGUACUUCCAAUGGAACGAGCAGCGGGAGUACAUGGACAUGAGCUGGGGCUGCGGCAAGUUCCUGGCCACCGUCUUUGUGCUCGUCAACCUGCUGGGCCAACUGGGCGGCUGCGGCAUGGUGAUGGCCAGAUUUAAGGUCGACAUAGCGGUGGGACUGCUCUUCUUCAUUGUGGUGUUGCAGACCGUGGCAUACUCCAUUCUGUGGGACUUCCAGUUCUUACUGCGAAACUUUGCACUGAUCGGAGCCCUACUGCUCGUCCUGGCGGAAGCCAGGAUAGAGGGGCGCAGCCUGUUCGCCGGCGUGCCAUCGAUGGGCGAGAACAAGCCCAAGAACUUCAUGCAGCUGGCGGGCCGCAUCCUGCUGGCCUUCAUGUUUAUCACUUUGAUCCGCUUUGAGCUGAGCGUAUGGCAAGUUAUCCAGGACAUCAUCGGCUCCAUUCUGAUGGUGCUGGUCGUGCUGGGAUACAAGACGAAGCUGUCCGCCCUGAUUCUGGUGGCUCUGCUUACGGUCCUGAACCUGUACCACAAUGCCUGGUGGACCAUUCCGUCCUACAAGCCACUCAGGGAUUUCUUGAAAUACGACUUUUUCCAGACUCUCUCGGUGAUCGGUGGCCUCCUCAUGAUCGUGUCCUUGGGCCCUGGCGGCGUUUCCAUGGACGAGCACAAGAAGAAGUGGUAGAGGCCAGGCAACGGUCGCUCCUUGCACGAAACACUUUCAACAUUUGACUUUUACCGUGUUUUACUCUUUCCGAGAAAUGUUAGUUAGGAAUUACCAUAAAAUGGGACAACAACAGGAGCAGCAUCAGCAGCACAACACCGGCACGUAUAAGAACUUGACAAUUUUCAAUAAAGGGACUUCCGCAAUACCCCUCCACUGGCUCACUCAUAGGGAUCGCCCCAACCCAACCCCAAAUCCAUUCGCGCACAUUCAACGACAAACUUCGACAUUUUAAACAUUUAGGACAUUUUAUUUUUGUACAUAAAGAACAGGCAAGAAAAAAAUUUUGGUCACUUUCGAGCCAUCCCCAAAUGAGAGACAUAACUGAUUUUUGUAUCUAUGCUUGUCAAUAUCCAUGUUUUUUGCCGAUUUUUUAUAUGAUUUGUACGCUCUUAAAAAUAAGUUGUAACCUUGGUGUUUGCCUUUUGUUGAUUGCUAGAAGUUUGAAAUAUGAAAACGAUGUAUAAAAUAUGAUGUACCAAUUGACAAUGAUUUGUUUCUUUCGUUUAUAAGCAAAAGUGUAAUAGAAUUAAAUUGUAACGUUUUAAUAAACAUAAAGAUGAAAACCGA
This is a messenger RNA of Drosophila simulans, 1503 nucleotides long. It is a transcript of the gene Surf4, whose product is annotated as surfeit locus protein 4 homolog. Lineage: Eukaryota; Metazoa; Arthropoda; Insecta; Diptera; Drosophilidae. The record is from RefSeq and is a predicted model, not a curated record. The coding region runs from base 82 to 894 and encodes 270 amino acids. The transcript is spliced from 4 exons. Gene Ontology annotation, biological process: Golgi organization. Gene Ontology annotation, cellular component: membrane; endoplasmic reticulum-Golgi intermediate compartment; endoplasmic reticulum.